CCUACCUUACCGUUGAACCGCAUUUCCACCGGUCGUCUGAUCAAAACUACAGGACGACCUGACAAGAUGCCAGGCAAGGAGAUCCCGGAUCGCUGCAUGAACUGCCGCGAGGCGCAACCUGCCUUUAUUUUGCGCACCCGUCAUGUCUGUCAAGACUGCUAUGUACGCUUUGUGAAAUACAAGCCCUUCAAGCGCACGGAGAACUAUCGUCUGAGGAGGAACAUGCCACAAGAUGGACCCUGCAAACUUCUACUUCCACUUUCCUACGGGCUGUCGUCCACAGUUCUGCUGCACAUGUUGCAUGAACAAAUUGAAGCCAUGCGCCUCAAGCCGCAUGGUCCCAAGGGCUACGAGCUUCUUGUCCUCACAAUCGAUCCCUCGACCAUAUCCCCCACUAUCCCUUCCCAUGAUGAAGCUUUCAGUCUAGCGGAGAAGCUAUUCCCCCAAUGCUCCUUCACCACCGUUCCUUUCCACAGCAUUUUUGAUCUCGAUCCGAACAUUGGCGAGGUCAUGUCGCAGUAUGCACACGCGGACUUCAAAGAUCAAACAUCAUUGUCGAACCAGGAACGCCUGGAAGUUUUUCGCGCAUCUAUCUCGACCGCAACUUCGAAGGUCGACAUUGACAACAUCCUGAUCAAUCGGCUUAUCGUUGCGUUCGCACAAAAAAUGGAGUGUCGGGGCAUAGUAUGGGGAGAUUCAGACAGCAAGCUGGCUGCCAAGACACUUGCAAAUGUUGCAAAAGGCCGUGGCUCUGCAGUCACAUGGCAGGUGUGUGAUGGAAUGUCACCAUUCGGACUGGAGUAUAAUUUCCCACUCCGGGACUUGUUCACUGUUGAAUUGCGCAACUAUGCUAGCUUCUUCCCUGAACUCGCCGAACUCAUUAUUCCUCAUGAGCAGCCUUCGGAGAAUACGCUUACAAAGAACCUCUCUAUCGACGAGUUGAUGGUUCGUUAUGUCCUCACACAGGGCGAGAAGUACCCUGGUGUGAUGUUGAACGUAACCAGAACAGCAAGCAAGUUACAGUCAUCCGGCGCUUCUUCUGCUGGACCGCAAUGUAAUCUCUGCGGGGCCCUUACGUUCGAUGCGAAUGAGGCAUCAGUUGCGCCACAGGCUACAGGCCAACAUUCAGACAAUUUAUCCUCCCAGAUAUGCUAUGCAUGCGCCCGAUCUCGACCCGAUCUGAGCUGUUAAAAAGUGAUAUUGCAACAUUAAAAAUUAUGAUACGCAGCAUUUGAUUAUGUGACAAUUUCC
This is a messenger RNA of Aspergillus saccharolyticus JOP 1030-1, 1251 nucleotides long. RefSeq lists its product as uncharacterized. The record is from RefSeq and is a predicted model, not a curated record. The transcript is spliced from 2 exons. Gene Ontology annotation, biological process: tRNA wobble position uridine thiolation. NCBI's taxonomy places the organism in Eukaryota, Fungi, Ascomycota, Eurotiomycetes, Eurotiales, Aspergillaceae. Gene Ontology annotation, cellular component: cytosol. The coding region runs from base 67 to 1191 and encodes 374 amino acids. Gene Ontology annotation, molecular function: tRNA binding; sulfurtransferase activity.